GAAUUUCCCCUGCACAUGCCGUCGGCCUCCCCCCCUGCAGCUCCGGUUUUAGCUGGAGAAUUAUGGUUCCCGAUCGUUCUGUCAAUUAGUACGUGAAUUGAGUGCUCAGUUUUAUGUGAAGUGAGGUAAGUAAAUUAUGGUAAAGCCCUUCGAUUUUAAAGCAUGUUUUAAAUUGUUUUUGAGAUGGUGGCAAGGUUCAAAUUGAUUUUAAAUUGAUUUUAUCAGCAUUUGAGUGUGGUUAAACUGGAAUGAAAAUUGUGAUGAUUUCUAUAAGAAUUUCACUAUUUUUCUGGAAUUGAGCAUGAAUGGAAUAAAAAUGAGGAUUUUAUUGAUUUUAUGGAAUUGAGCAUGAUUGGAAUGAAAAUGAGAAUUUCAUUGUUUUUCUGAAGUUGAGCAUGCCUAUUUGGAAAUUGACUGAACUGUUUUGAUGAACUGAGAGUUUUUGUAAAUUCUGAGUUUUCUGUUAAAUCCAUGCUCACAUGGAGAUUUUCCGGUUGUUUCUGAGAUUGGAGAUUGACUGUCCUGAUGAUCUGAAAGUGAUUGUGAAUUGUGAUUUUCUUAUGAACUUCUGCCUGUUUUGUCUCCGAUAUGGUCAUGUUAUUCGUGUGCCCGCUAAUGGGAGGUUUAUAAACGCUAGCACAUGUCGACAUGUUAUUGAUAGAACCGGUUCAUUUGAGUGACCCUACUAGUGGGGGUUAUACACCAGCAAAUCGUGUGCCCGCCAGUGGGAGGUUUAUAAACGCUGGCCGUGACCUAUAGAGGAGACGUCUAUUUCGUGCCCGCACUGUAUCUGUUUUCAUGAUUACACUUGUUGGCAUGCUAUGAGUUUAAUUGACGGUUUGUCAUUGAAUGCUUUGCAAGCGAACUGAAUCUGAUUUUGCAUUGACGGUUUUGUCAUUGAACGUUUUGCUAUUGAACCGAAUUUGAUUUCUGCAUUUACGGUUUAUCAGUGAAAAUUCUGUUAUACUUACAUGGUUUAUCUGGCAUGCUUAUAUUUUUACCCAGGGGCUAUCCAUAUUUACUUACUGAGUUAUCUCAUAGUUUUCCUUGUCCACCAUUUCCAUUUCAGGAAGUGAAACCGAGGACGGGGAAACCAAGGGGAGUGACGUGAUAAAAGGCUAGCCACUUGAGAUUUGACAUAGAUUUUAGAUACAUGUACACCACGCUCUUGUAAGUUAGAUUUUAAUUGGAAGUUUUAUGGUAUCAAAACUGAUUUUGUUCAGUAAGUUCCGAGCCUUGUGCAUUUGUGGGACCCGUCUCACGAGUGCACGGCGUCUGUCGCGCCUCGGAUUCGGGUUCUGGGGCGUGACAAUAUUAUUAAAAAAUAUUACUUAAA
Molecule: messenger RNA, 1336 nt
Organism: Rubroshorea leprosula
Lineage: Eukaryota; Viridiplantae; Streptophyta; Magnoliopsida; Malvales; Dipterocarpaceae
Source: the annotation of a GenBank genome assembly